Ruditapes philippinarum (Manila clam) is the source of this 2946-nucleotide messenger RNA. RefSeq names its product beta-1,3-galactosyltransferase 1-like. The record is from RefSeq and is a predicted model, not a curated record. Lineage: Eukaryota; Metazoa; Mollusca; Bivalvia; Venerida; Veneridae. Gene Ontology annotation, molecular function: hexosyltransferase activity. The coding region runs from base 807 to 1904 and encodes 365 amino acids. The transcript has a single exon. Gene Ontology annotation, cellular component: membrane.
GCGCGACAAUGAUGCUAAAGGUAUUGCGAUAUUGUGAAGCUGUCAAUAUAUGGAUUUACUACUUCUUAUACAAUUGAUUUCAACAAAGCAGAAUUGUAUAAGACAAUUUAGAUUUGAAGUUUCAUUACAAUUUGAGACAUCUUCUUAAGUUGCUUUUUUUCAUAUAUAUAAACAUUCAACAAUUUGACAUAAUCUUAUAGCAUAUCUUCUCAUUUGUGAAAAGGAAUGGCGAAUACAUGUGUGAAUUUAAUGAUUUAAGAACCAUAUGUGGAAAAAGUGUAUAUUGAUCUGAAUAUCAAGGACAGACAUUUCAUUAAAUUGUCAUACAUCGGAAUGGAAUGAAGUAAACAUGUUACAUAUAUUCCAGUUAAAGAAAAAUUUCAUGUUCAAGUAAUGAGGUGAUUUAGCAAGACACCGUUCUGACAUCAAUAAAAUUAACAACUAAAAUCUGGCUGAACUUGCUGGCUUUGAAAAAAAAUAAAAUUGAUUUCAGUCGAUUAAACAGCUGCAACAGUUAGCUAGAACAGAAUUCUGUUCUCACUGAAGCGUCGACAGAAGUUUGCUCUUUGCACACCUAUGAAAUGCCUCUCGACUCUUGCAUAUUUUUGUACAUCUAUUUAAUGGUUUUAUGCAUAUGGUUUUUAGUACGAUCUGCAAGAAAAACUGUCUAAGUAAAAUGUGUUGUUUUUACAAUCUGCAUAAAUGCGUGUCUGCCAAAACCAAAAAUGUGUCAAUUUGUUUAUUAACAAUGCUUGCACAUGCCAGUCUUUAAAAUCUAUAUGCGGUAAAGAAACUUUUAAAAGGAAAUGAAAAGCGCCCAAUCAAAAAGUCAUGGCAACAGGCUAUCAAAAUGGUUGAAAAUUGAUUUCCUGGUAAGGACGUCUAGGAGAAAUGUUAAUUUUGCACUACUAAUAUUUCUUAUAGUCUACAUUUUAUUGUCUCAACUCACCAGAAAAGUUUUUGUAACAACCGUUCAUCAGCCGGGUACCGAAGCUGUUGAUGUAAAAUCUAUUACACUUAAACCAGGGCUAAAAGAGAUGAUCAAUUCAACAGAAAAGAACGUUCCGUCCAUGUUUAAUAUAGGAUACCUCCUCCAGAACAAGCAUCUCUGUUCUUCAUCUGAAAUAGUCGAUGCUGCAGUGAUGGUCUACACUGCGACAGCAAAUUUUGAAAGACGCAAAAUAAUGCGAGAGACGUGGUUAAAUAAAACGCUUUUAUCAAAUCUAGGAACAACAAAGUUUAUCUUCCUUUUGGGAACAGCAAAUGAACAAGAGUUGCAAUCUGAAAUUGAUAAAGAAUUCAAACAGUAUGGGGAUAUACUACAAGGUGAUUUCUUAGACACCUAUGCCAACCUUACAUUAAAAGGAAUAAUGGGGCUCAAAUGGUUAUCAGAAAACUGUAAAAAUGCUAAAAUCCUGAUCAAAGCUGACGAUGAUAUUGUUAUCAACGUUUUCAGAUUUUAUGAAGAAGUUGUCCCAGAAAUGAAGCUGCAUGAUCGGCAAGUCUUCUGUUGGAGAAGUGCAAGAAGUAUCAUAUUCCGCGGAGUAAGACAUAAAUCAUACUUGCCAAAGAACUAUUUUUAUGGUCAACAUUCAUACCCAUUAUACUGUAAGGGACCAUUCGUGUUUAUGUCAUUUGACCUUGUUCCACUAAUUCUGAAGUCGGCAUCAAUUACUCCAUUCCUUUGGUUAGAAGAUGUCUACCUAUAUGGAUUGGUCAUGCAAAACAUACCUGGUAUAAGUUACAAACAAUAUAGGAAAGGGUAUGACUUUCAUUUAGACAUAGCAAAUGUAAUGGAAUGUUUUAACAGGACAGCAUGUGAGAUGUUUGUAGCAGGGGUCUCCCAUGAAGGAGAAAUGUUACCUAUUUGGACUUCUAUGUUAAAACAGAGCCACCGAAUAUGAUCUAAUAUUAUUGCUUAUAAAAUGUUGUCUAAGAAGCAAAUAAUAUCUUUAAUUGUUUAAAAUGAAUUAUCUUAUCACGUUUACAAGUGAAAUCUGUAGAUGUCUUUAUUGUUUGAUGAAGAUUAUUAUGUUUGAAUGUACAUUUUAAAGAAAAAAAUACUGAAUGACUUUAAUGAAGUGAAUUCAAGCAUAGAUUAAUUAAUUGGUUAAUUGUUUGGUUGACAAUUAGUUAGUUGGUUGUUGUUUUUUUGUGAAUUUGAUUUGUUGGUUUGUUGCUUGAUUGAUUGAUUGAUUGAUUGGCUGAUUAAAUGAAGAGGUGACAAUUGUAAAAGUUAUCUUAACAAUUCUAGAAAAUGACUGUUGCUUGCUUGAUUUCCUUGUAUUGCUACCUUGCUUGCACCAUUACUUUAUUUCUUCUUUAUAAUUUAUUUCUGUUUAUGUUAUGUUGUUAAAUGUAAGUUUCUUUGGUUCAACCUUUGUCAUGUAUUGUUUAAAACUGUAUGACAUUUAAUCAUUAAAAUAACCGAGGUUAGGACAUAAAAAUGUUCCAAUUUUCAUUAUCUCUUUUGGACAGACUUAUUUCAACUGGGUCUUCUUUUUUAGUUGUAUUCGUUCCCCGCCCCCAUUUCUUUGAUUUCGAAGGAUCUUCUCUAUCCAUUUGAUUACUAUCAAAUGUUACUUAUUUGCCCUCCUGAAUCAUCUUCAAAAAGGGUGCUUUUUAAACUGUAAAUUGAUAGAUUAAAUUAACGUUCAUUUAUCAAAACCAUUGUUCAAUGUAUUGUUUUUGUUGUUGCUUUUUAUAGUAUAUCAUUUUAAUUAUACAAUAUAUUGAUAAAGUAUAUACUGAAUAUCACUUUAAUAGUAUGAAAAUAUGAAGCAAAAAUUUUGUUUUUGUUUCAAAUGACAUUUAUUCCUUCCAGCUUGUUGCAUCAAAUUGACAACAUUGGCAACUUGAUUGUAUUUAUCUAUGCAUGUUUUUAAUUGUGAAUAAUUUAGUAAAAAUAGCAUUGUUGGUUUCCAGCGAGGUUGGAAUGUAUUUAAA